CUGUUCUUGCUGAACUGAAUUCUUCGAGACGUUACACCAAGUCAUCCAUCUGAUAAGAUGGACAGACCAGCCUAAAAGCGGCAGUAACUCGGAUCUUUGCCGAAUUACAUCACACCUCUGCCGUAGGAUUGGUGCAAGCGCGUGAACAGUGCGGAAAAGGCUCUUGCGCUCUGCCAGAGGCAAAGUGGGACCAUCUUGCCUGCCAUUAAACAAGGUCAAUCCGGCAGUCGUCGCCCGCAGACCUCUACGGACCUGUGUUUACUCCAGCGCAUCUUCAGAAUUCGGGCGCGCCUUCCGACUUUCCCCAAUGCGAUACCAAUUGCGACUAUAACAAGUGCGAGUGCGAGUGCGACAACACGCUCCGAGAGUGGCGGGUGACCAUGUUCGCCCAAUGCAAAGGCCCAAUAUGGGGCCUGGAUGAUUUCUCUAGGUGUUUUGAGCAAGACUAUCUCCAAACACUCUUCCCUCUCAUCGUAUGCGGAGUAUCCGUCGUUUAUCUGCUGAUCCAACUCUACUUUUCCGCCACCGCGACCACCUACCACCACGCCUAUAGUGCGCUGGACGAUGCACGCAAUGUCUGGUCAUUUCGAAGUCCUCAUUACGAUGGCGAUGCUACGGAUAGCGACUCGGAAGAUGAAUUCGAUCGUAACGAGGAGGCCGCGCUCCAUCCGACUACCAGCCGCCAGACCAUGUCCACCGUCGCCAUAAACAGGCCUCGCGGCCAAGUUACAGUCGUGGUACUGGAAGAGGCAGCUGUUUUGGCGCAGCUGGGCCUACAUAUCGCUGUCUUAAUGACCAAUGCAUGGGGAAAACACGGCACAACUGCAGCUAUUGCUAGCAUCGCGGUUUGGACAUAUAUUGCGACUCUGGCUUCGCUUCGCCUACUUUUCUCAAGCACAAGCAAAUUCUCUUUCCCGGCGCUGUGGUAUCAUACUGCAGUCAUCUACGGCUUCCAAUGGCUCCUUGCGGUCCUGCUCUUCCGAUCAGCCAUCAUCCAUCCUCGGUCCGGCCUUCAUCAAAAGCUGAUGAUCAGCGACUUCGCCCUCACUUCGCUUCUCUUCCUCAUCUCAUUGUGUUCUAGGAAGGGCAACAAAACGGUAGAGCUAGAAUACGAAGGUGAAAUUGCUCCAGCUAGGGAACCCAUAGCUAGUGUUCUCUCGCUCGCUACAUUCAGCUGGGUCGAUUCAAUCGUUUGGACAGGUUACAAGAAGACCUACGAGCUCGCCGAUGUAUGGAAUCUGGCGCCAAAGGACAAGGCAGCAGCCGUCAUUGCAAAUUACCGACAAGUGAAGAAGACAUCGAGCUUGGCUUUUCAUCUUCUGAGAUACUUCAAACGCGGUCUCAUCAUUCAAGCCAGCUGGGCUGCCAUGUCUGGGUUUCUCACAUUCGCUCCUACGAUGCUUCUGAAAGCCAUAUUAGAAUACGUCGAGGCGCCUCAGCGCACACCAGUGAACGCCGCUUGGUUCUAUGUCAUUCUUCUGUUCGUUUCAGGGUUCCUGUCUGCGCUUGCUGAUGGCCAGGCGUUGUGGGUGGGCCGAAAGAUCUGUGUACGGCUGCGCGCUGUCGUUAUUGGCGAGAUUUAUGCUAAAGCGCUUAAGCGAAAAGCUGCUGCUGGAACGGACAAGGUUCUUGGCGAAGAGAAAAAGAAACAAGAACAGAGUGAAGAGCCAAAGGGACUGAAGCGCAUCAUGACUUUUGGCAAAAAGAAGAAGAAUGCUGUUGAGGCUCCUAAGCCAAAGGACACGCCAAAGCCCGAAUCUACUGCCCAAGUAACCACUGGUGCGAUUAUCAAUUUGAUGGCCGUAGACGCGUUCAAGGUCAGCGAGAUCUGCGCCUAUCUACACUUUCUGUGGGCGAACACUCCAGUCCAAGUAGUGGUAGCCGUCUACCUACUUUACCGUAUCCUUGGAUAUAGCUCUAUUGCCGGUAUUGGCAUGAUGAUUGUCUUGCUCCCGAUCAACAUGUACGUUGCGAGACAGUUCGCCAAGAUCCAGAUACUCAUCCUUGCGGCUACCGAUGCUCGAAUCCAUGCUACAAACGAGGUUCUCACCAACAUCCGAAUCAUCAAGUUCUUUGCGUGGGAACAGCGCUUCAUCGGCCUCGUCAACGAGAAGCGGUACACCGAGCUCAAACAUCUUCGUCGGAGAUACAUUCUAUGGGCCGUAGCAGCUACAAUCUGGUCUGGGUCUCCUGUCUUGAUUACGUUCCUCUCCUUCUUAGUCUACACGAAGGUAGAACACAAGGCUUUGAUUCCGUCAGUUGCCUUCACUGCACUAUCACUAUUCUCGAUCCUUAGGAUCCCGCUGGACCAACUCGCUGAUAUGAUAGCGCACGUCCAAGAAUCGAAGGUAUCGGUCGAUCGUAUUGAGGAGUAUCUCAGCGAGCCGGAAACAGACAAGUAUUCGCAGCUCAUCACACGCAAGAAAGGCGAUGAUGGUCAACCGAUCAUUGGUUUCGAAAACGGUACUUUCAGCUGGGGUGGAAAAGACAUGACUAACAAGACAGCCGCGGACGCUUUCAAGCUUAUGGACCUCAAUCUGAAGUUCUCGGUCGGAAAGCUCAACGUUGUUGUCGGCCCUACGGGAUCCGGGAAGACCUCGCUACUUAUGGGACUGUUAGGAGAGAUGACUAAGCUCAAGGGCGACGUGUACCUACCCGGAGGAGGCAGCCGUGAGGACCUCAAACCGGACUUAGACACAGGGCUCACGGAGAGCGUUGCAUAUUGCGCUCAGCAAGCUUGGCUGAUCAACGGCACCAUCAAGGACAAUAUCGUUUUCGCGAGCGACUGGGACCAGAAACGAUACGACGAAGUCAUCGUCGCCUGUUCAUUGCAGCGAGAUAUUGAGAUUCUCGAUGCCGGUGAUGAAACAAUUGUCGGAGAGAAAGGUGUAACACUCUCUGGUGGCCAAAAGCAGCGCAUCUCUCUCGCUCGCGCUCUAUACAGCAAGGCACGCCAUGUUCUUCUUGACGAUGUUCUGAGCGCUGUGGACUCUCAUACCGCCAAGUGGAUCUUCGACUAUGCACUACACGGGCAACUCAUGGCAGAUCGAACCUGUAUCCUCGUCACGCAUAAUGUUGGCCUCUGUCUACCGCACGCUGACUUUGUCGUCGCACUUGAGAACGGCAAAGUGGCUGCGCAAGGUACAGCGACCGAGGUCAUCAGAUCUGGCAAGCUUACAGAAGACCUCACCAAGUCCCGACCUGCUUCUCGCGGGACAUCGAAACCUCCCUCUCCGGUACCUGCUAAUGUUGAUGGCGAGGUGGCGGAAAGCGACACCAAUGGAAAUGCCGAUGACCACCUGACCCACACGAAAGUUCCAAAGAAGACACCAGCCAGCAACAAUCAAGAAGAAACCAAGGCUGAGGGCGGAGUGAAGCUGAGCAUCAUAACGAUGUACCUCAAGGCUAUGGGCCCGUGGUACUAUUGGCUUGGCGCUACCAUCGCCUUUGUUGCCGCUCAGAUAUCAUCAAUCUCUACGAAUUUGUGGAUUCGAACGUGGGCAAAUGCAUACGCGGACAAGGGCUACGCUGCCAUGGAACACCACAAUCAUUCCCCUGUUACACAUGCUCCCACACUGAGUGGCUUGGGCACGUGUAUGACUAGUGGCACUUGCAGCUGGAACAUCCCAUUUUUUGCGAAACCGGAAGAGAAGGCGUACUCCUACAACAACAUGCAAACAAGCUUCUACAAGGGGAACAACGACGUAGACUCCAUCUACUUCCUUGGCGUAUAUGCUGUACUCGGACUGAUCUUCAUGUUCAUCACGUUUCUUCGAGAAGGCUUCCUAUUUGGUGGCUCCCUCGCUGCAUCUCGACGCGUGCAUGAACGUUUGAUUCAGAAGGUGACGCAUGCAAAGUUUCGAUUCUUUGACCAGACUCCGCUUGGUCAGCUCAUGAACAGGUUCUCUAAAGACAUCGAAGCCAUUGACCAAGAAGUUGCACCGGUCGCUAUAGGUGUCGUCCAUUGCCUGGCUUCUAUCAUAACCAUUGUUAUCCUCAUCUCAGUCAUCACGCCAGCCUUCCUAAUCGCCGCUUCCGUCAUCUCAGUGCUCUACUUCCUCAUUGGCCGUCUUUACAUUGACUCUUCCCGUGACCUCAAGCGUCUCGAAUCUGUUCAUCGAAGCCCGUUGUAUCAACAAUUCGGGGAGACUCUGACCGGUAUGACAACGAUUCGAGCAUACGGCGAUGAACGUCGCUUCAUUCGUGAGAACUUGACAAAGGUCAAUACUCAACAUCGGCCCUUCAUUUACCUCUGGGCUGCGAACAGAUGGCUUGCAUUCCGAGUGGAUGUUGUUGGUGCGAUGGUCGCUUUCUUUGCGGGAGCUUUCGUCAUUCUCAGUGUAGGCAGGAUCGAUGCUGGCGCCGCCGGGCUUGCCCUCACCUACGCUGUUACCUUCACUGAGAACAUCCUGUGGUUUGUCCGACUGUACUCUGCGAAUGAACAGAACAUGAACUCCGUCGAGCGUGUUAAGGAGUAUCUCGACGUCGAUCAGGAGGCACCGGCUGUCAUACCGGAGACCCGGCCUCCUUCAAAUUGGCCAAGCAGGGGCUCUGUCGAGUUUAUCGGCUAUAGUACACGCUACAGAUCCGAUUUUGACCUGGUUCUGAACAAUCUAACUUUCAAGAUCCUACCGGGCGAGAAAGUUGGUAUCGUUGGUAGGACUGGUGCGGGCAAGAGUUCGAUGGCGCUCGCAUUAUUCCGAGCGCUGGAGGCUGAGAAGGGCAAGAUUCUAGUUGACGAUGUCGAUAUCGGGUUGAUUGGCCUGCAAGAUCUGCGGGAGAAUAUCGUGAUGGUACCGCAAGAUCCCACACUAUUUUCAGGCACGAUCCGAAGCAAUCUUGACCCAUUUUCUGUCUUCACGGACGAAGAAAUUUUUACCGCCCUCCGUGAGGUCCAUCUCAUCUCACCGACCUCGCAGCCAGCGUCCGGCACUGCCACACCCACCGAGUCGGCCUCACCACCUCAGCCAAUCGAGAUUCCGAAUCCUACGGCCGGUGCUGUCACAGCCGACGUAAACGCCAGCUACUCUGCGUCUACUGUGAAUCCCGGCUCCAUCCUGGCUAAUCGCGAUUGGCAGCGGGGCGAAGCCCAAGACGAUACAAUUGUGGUGAUGCCUAACGGGCAUCUUGCCUCCAAUGAUGAGAUCGCAAAGGCCGCGAUGGCAACCGACAACAAGAACCCAUUCCGCAAUCUCAACUCGCCUGUAUCGGAAUCGGGAUCCAACCUUUCACAAGGUCAACGCCAGCUUCUUUGCCUCGCGCGAGCGUUGUUGAAGGCUCCGAAGGUGCUAUUAAUGGACGAAGCGACCGCAUCCAUUGACUAUGCAACCGAUUCAAAGAUCCAAGAGACGAUUCGCCUUAUCAAGAACACAACAAUCACGAUUGCACAUCGUCUCCAGACGAUCAUGGACUAUGAUAAAGUACUCGUUCUGGACAAGGGCGUCGUCAUUGAGUACGGUGACCCGUACGAGCUGGUUCAAAAGGAUAGCGGAAACUUCAGAGCCAUGUGCGAAACCAGCGGCGAGCUGGAAGCCUUGACGAGUGCGGCAAAAGCGGCUCACAAUGCUAGGAAAGCCACAUAUGCAGGCAGCGACUAGGGAGUGAUGAGAGCACUAAGACUUUUUCUACUUGUAAGAGCGAGCGCACUUCCCAAUGAUGUUUUUAAACCCCCGAAAGAGGAAAGGGGAUCAGUAUGAUCAUAGACUGGGAGGAAAUUAGUUAUUCAAGAUGUACUUCUAGAAGGUGGGAGGCUCUCGUGAGCGGCAUUAGCAUUUUCUUUUUUUUCCACAUUUGUAUGGAGUUGGCGGUGUUUUGCUGCCGGCUCAUACUGUACGUAUAGCGGUGUACCUGGGUAAUGGCUAUAAAGCGAGUGAGAUGAGUAAAAAGCGAAUUCAUCACAAAGCUCGGUCUUUAUCAUUGUCGUGAAUUUUAUUUGUGUUGGGAAG
This is a messenger RNA of Cucurbitaria berberidis CBS 394.84, 5945 nucleotides long. RefSeq lists its product as uncharacterized. Bases 381 to 5597 code for a protein of 1738 amino acids. Gene Ontology annotation, molecular function: ATP binding; ABC-type peptide transporter activity; ATP hydrolysis activity. The transcript is spliced from 3 exons. Gene Ontology annotation, cellular component: fungal-type vacuole membrane; fungal-type vacuole. Lineage: Eukaryota; Fungi; Ascomycota; Dothideomycetes; Pleosporales; Cucurbitariaceae. The record is from RefSeq and is a predicted model, not a curated record. Gene Ontology annotation, biological process: transmembrane transport.